Messenger RNA from Scutellospora calospora, 550 nucleotides. NCBI's taxonomy places the organism in Eukaryota, Fungi, Glomeromycota, Glomeromycetes, Diversisporales, Gigasporaceae. The record is from the annotation of a GenBank genome assembly.
ACGUCGACAUCUUGAUGAUUUGUCUAUUCCCAUUAACAUUCUAACAUCUUCGCUUCAAGGAAAUAAUCUCGAUGAAAAAUCUAAAGCUUUCAUUACCGUACAAUACGCAAAUAUGCUAUGGCGUAACAAAGGUUCAAUAGAAGAGGCUCGACAGAUUCAACUAAUGACUUGUAUAUCAGACUCUACAGUAGAAGCUAACUUGAAAGCGGUUUAUGAUUUGAUCCGCAAUACGUCUACGCUUUUACCGGAAACGAUAAGGGAUUUUUCUCAUCGAUAUCUUGAUUUUCUUAUGGAACGUGGCUCUACCAUAGCUGUUUAUAAUAAAAUCGACGUUGAAGCUAAUGGCCCUAUCACUGUACGUCCAGUUUUGGAUACCAAAAAACGUGGAGCUGAUGAAGAGCCUGAAAAACCUAUAAAGCAGGUCAGAAUGGAUGGUGUUGUUGAUGCUACCGCAGGAACACCUGUAAUCCCAGUUGCACCAUAUACUACAACUACUGGAGUGCAACCGCCGUAUUAUUCUCAAGGCCAAUGGAGUGCAUCAGGAUAUUCU